AGCAGAGGCUUAUUACUCUCUCCGGCGGCGAUUCUCUGACUCCGGUAAAGCUCCUUCUUUCCUAUUUGCUUUCCUCCUUAUUAUUAUAAUAUUCCUCCGCAGUGUUGCCCUUAAUUUCGCUUCUCUCUUUUUCUUUGUUCGAAUGGUUUUCGCUGAAUAAUUACUCCAAUUUCUCAGUGUUGUGUACAUGUAAUCAGAUUGAAAUGUAUUGUUCUUAUUGGUUGUAUUGAUGAUAGCGAAUUGGGUUUUGCAUUAUAUUGGUGGGGGGAUUGUUUAUCUCUGUUUUAGGGUUUUUGAUUGCAGCUCUUAUGAUUGAAUAAUGGAAAUUAUGACCAAAUUACAAAUGGAGAGAUGCAAAGGUUUUAUCUUUAGCUGAAAAAGGCAUGUAAUUUCUGUGUUGAAUGUCAGAUUUCUAUAUUGCAAUGAUGAAUUUCUGUUGUUGUUUAGUUGUCAUGUACAUUCAUAUUAUGUGGAAUAGUAUUGAUUCAAUGCAAUGUUUGGAAUUGUGUUUGCAGAUAGCUAGGUUGUUGUAGAUGGAUAAUGAGGGUAGUGUUCAGCGACUUCAGCCUAAGCAGGAACGUUCGAGGACGAGGUGGACACCGGCCCUCGACAAGACAUUUGCAGACUUGGUUUUGAAGCAGAUUCAAUUGGGGAACAGGCCAAACAAUGUUUUCGACAAGAAAACGUGGAAUACUAUCCGCGAUGAGUUUAACAGGCAAACCGAUCUCAACUUCAACAACAACCAAUUGAGGAAGCACCUGGAUGUUCUAAGGACGCGGUUCUACAGUCUCAAGUCGGCUCAUAAUCAGACUAAUGACUAUGCUUUGGAAGAUCCUUGUUGUAUUGAGUUUGAUCAUCUAUGGGCAGACCUAGGGGUACAGCAGCCGAGGCCUGAAACUACAAAAGUAAAGGAUUGUCCCAUAUAUGAUCAGCUGUGCACAAUAUUCACAGACUCAGCAGCUGAUGGGAAAUACGCUCAAUCUAGUCAUUAUGAGGGGUUGGACAAGUCUGCAGGAACAAAAAAUGCUGGUCUAAGUUCAUUUCCUGAUGCUGAAGCCCCUCACUCUGCCAAUCCGCCAUCCUCAAGACCUGAGCAAGGAAACACGUUAUUAGCAGAAAAGGUGACAAAGGUUGCAGUAGAAAGGAAAAGGAAGCGGACAUCUGAUGCACAGUCAUCUGAGGUUCAAAGCAGAAGGGAUCAAGAAAAAUGUGAUGCUAUGGCAAAAGCCCUACAAGAUAUGAUUGCAGCCUCAAAGCUGAGGGCUGCAGCAACAAUGCCCAUAGACGACAAGUUUAGCAUAAGUAAUUGUAUAAGAGCAUUGGACGAGAUACAAGACAUUGAGGAACAGCUUUACUUUGCUGCAGUUGACCUGUUUGAUAACCCUAGUUUGAGGGAGACAUUCAUCUCUCUAAAAGGUGAUCAUAUACGGUUGACAUGGUUACAAGGGAAGUGCAGUAAAACUACCCACAGUUAGGUUAUGGCAUGAACUUCCUGAAUUUUGUGGCAGUAUAGAAUGUAUCCUUAUGGUCAGUUUUUGUUUUAGAUGUACAGUUAGUCAGCUAACUUGUUCAUGCAUUAUAUGGCUUUAUUAAGGAGAAAGAAAAAGGGAAAUACUUUGUUCAUAGAUCUUUCUUCACAGGUAACCUUUGUAUAUGCAAAGAUUA
This is a messenger RNA of Argentina anserina (silverweed cinquefoil), 1665 nucleotides long. RefSeq names its product L10-interacting MYB domain-containing protein-like. Lineage: Eukaryota; Viridiplantae; Streptophyta; Magnoliopsida; Rosales; Rosaceae. The transcript has 2 exons. The record is from RefSeq and is a predicted model, not a curated record. Bases 534 to 1475 code for a protein of 313 amino acids.